AUUCAUCAUGAUAAGAUCAGGGCUGGGACGCGCUACGAAGCAUUUCUUCAUGACGACGACGCUGCACGGCUUCAAGUAUCUCUGCUCGGGAUUCCAUUCUGAUCGCGUAUGCUGGGUGAGCUGGUGCGUGGCCAGCGCGUGCUGCGCGGGGACGCUGUGCGCCGUGCUGUGGGCGCGCUUCCUGCAAGUGCCGGCGUUGCUGACCGUCCGGUCGGCCACCUCGGCGCCGGCUGCACUACCCGCCGUGGCCGUCUGUCUCCCGCCGGCGAGCGUGGCCCUCCUUCUUGUCAGAAACUUCUUGUAUGAUGACGUGGGUCACGUGGGUAGUAGGUACUCAAGCAACCUUCCUUCCAGGUCAGCAGACAAUGCAAUCAUCCGCCGCCUCACUGGCACCUUCUCCAACAUCCUCCAAAGCAAGGAGACCAAGCCCGAGAACCUGAUGCUUUUGGACGCUCUGCUCAAGUCCCACAACGUGACGCUCUUGGAGGCUCUGUAUAGGAACACGCCCCCGUGCGGGGAGUUCGCCAAGAAGUGUCGGUGGCAGAAGAAGGGAAUACCUUGUGACGAGCUGUUCCAUAGGGAACUCACCAUUUAUGGAGUUUGUUGCGUGAUGAAGUUUAAUAAGUUGAAGCCGCCGAAGUCCCCGAUAGCGAUGCUGGACAGCAGCAAGACGUUCCGCAUGGUGCUGCAGUGCUCCAAGCCCGAUGUGUUCUUUGGCUGCGAGUUCUUCACGAUGUACGAAGGCGAAGAGAUGGUGAACACGGUGACCCUCGUGCCCGGCUCCGAGUACACCGCGCAGCUCACCUUCACGGCCGUCCAGGCCUCCAACUCCGAGGAGCUGGUCACCGGCUCGUGUGUCUCCAGCGAGUCCUACUCCCGCAAGAUGUGCAUGGACACGUGUAUGGAGCGACAUUGUGGCUGUUCCAACCCUCUACGGACUAUAUUCGAGGACGAGUAUGACGUGCCUCCGCCCUGCAAGCUGUGGCAGCUGGGCUGUCUGCAGAGAAUAGAAAAUUCAUCAUGCAGCUGCCUGCCGCCUUGCAGAAAAAUUUCAACAGACUUGUCGCUGGAAAACAGCAUCAUGAAAUCGGCGGAGUACACAUUUGAUCCUCUCUACCAAGGCAUCAACGUGUCGUCGCAGACGGUGAUCAAGCUGCGCGUGCUGGAGGGCGGCUCCAAGAUCUUCACGCGGCAGCCCACCGAGACCUGGUUCACGCUGCUCUCGUCCCUGGGCGGCGUGUUCAACAUGUUCCUCGGCGUGGGGCUAUUCAGCGCGCUGGAGCUGAUAUUCUUCGUCCUGGUGCGGAUCCCCGCCGCCAUGCGGACCGCGCCCGAGAUGCAGCUGCCGGUCACUCACGUCACUCACGUGCAGGCCCGCCAUUGACGGCGCCGUGUGCCCGUCACACCCGGCUCGUGAGGGACGGCGCUGGAGUGGUCGCGCCCGGGAUGCAGCUGCCGGUCACUCACGCGCAGGACUGCCACUGACGGGAACGUGUACCCGAUACUCCCGGCUUGUGUCG
Molecule: messenger RNA, 1520 nt
Organism: Cydia strobilella
Lineage: Eukaryota; Metazoa; Arthropoda; Insecta; Lepidoptera; Tortricidae
Exons: 9
Coding region: 8-1384 (458 amino acids)
Biological process (GO): sodium ion transmembrane transport
Cellular component (GO): plasma membrane
Molecular function (GO): ligand-gated sodium channel activity
Source: RefSeq, a predicted model, not a curated record